Molecule: messenger RNA, 694 nt
Organism: Racocetra persica
Lineage: Eukaryota; Fungi; Glomeromycota; Glomeromycetes; Diversisporales; Gigasporaceae
Source: the annotation of a GenBank genome assembly
UUCGGAUAUUGAGAAUAUUUGUGGUGAGAUUUCUUAUAAUGAUCCUAAUAAGGAUUUCGAAAUCCUUGAUGAUGUCAGUAUUAAAAAUAAUUCUGAAAGUUUUAAACAAUUAACUACACCUUUGUUAUCAUCUGCAUAUAAUACAAGUAAUAGAAGCGAUAUAUAUAAUAAUUUAUAUGAUCUUUAUUUUGAUAAAACAGCUAUUAAGAUGGCCAAAAAAUAUGCUAAUUUAAUAUCACAAGCAACACAAGAGCAAAUAGAAGAAGAAAGUGAUAGUCAUCAAGAAAGUGAAUUAAAUAUCGAACUUAGUUCUUCAAAAAUUAAAUAUAUAAAUCAAGCAUACAUUAUAAUAGAUAAAUUAGAUGGAAAACUACAACGAUGUUCGCAUAAUGUAUCUAAGCCAUUAAGGCAACUUGGUGGAGGUGCUGUUCUUCCAUUCGAUUGUAUAGAUCAACAUAAUAAUAAUUCAGCAAAAUCACUUCAAUUUAUAGCAAAGUGGGUAAAUGAUAUGUUUAAAUCUGUAGAAAGAGAUAUUCAGUAUCUUCUUCUUUAUGAAAUUUUUAAAGGAAUUAUGGUAUUUUUUGAGAAAUUAAACCUUAUUCAAUCGAAGAAUCAUGAAGAAAUUAAUGAUAAAGAAUCAGAUAACAAUAUGACUAGAGACAACAAAAAUGAUAUAUCCAAAAAACAAAGUUGA